GUGACCUACCUAGUGUGAGUAUACGGUAUUAAACUAUAAAUCUCCAUCUCAUUUUCACCUUCAACUAUCUUCUCUCAGCCCUCGGCAUCGUCAGCUUUCCCAAACGUGAUUGUCGAGCACCAGCCACUCCCAAUUUCACGAUGUCAGAAGAAGCACCCUUCCGACCACGUGAGAAGCUCCUCGAGAAACAAAAAUUUUUCCAAAGCGUCCACAAAUACACAUAUCUGAAGGGACCCUAUGAUAAGAUCACCUCUGUCGCCAUUCCAGCUGCUUUAGCUGCAUCUUCUUUGUUCCUUAUUGCACGAGGAGUCUACAACAUGUCUCAUGGUAUUGGAAAGAAGGAAUGAGGCAGCUCUUAAAAAUGACCAUUGGCUGGCAACCAAAAUGCAUAAAUUUAUGUGCUAGUCUCAAGUGGUGCUCUUGAUUUUUUUGUGUUUGUUUGCUCUAAUAAUUGCUUAGUAGCAGAUUCUGUACUUCCUUUGAAAUCUGAAACUUUUCGUUUGAAAUUUUUGUUAAUGGAAUUUUCUGCUUGGUUAUAAAUACUGCACCCUUUUCAUUGAACGCUUCAGCCGCUCA
This is a messenger RNA of Prunus mume (Japanese apricot), 576 nucleotides long. RefSeq names its product cytochrome-c oxidase/ electron carrier. NCBI's taxonomy places the organism in Eukaryota, Viridiplantae, Streptophyta, Magnoliopsida, Rosales, Rosaceae. The record is from RefSeq and is a predicted model, not a curated record.